CGUUUGGGAAAAGGACCAAUCAUAUCCUAUGCCCUCGCAGGCAAAGCUUCCAGACUCGAAGAUAGAUGAUAUUGGUCUACAAGACACGCCUGACAAGAAUGAUGUUCUCGUGCUUCAGGAUGACGUGGCAUCAAAUGCCGCCCCGAAGUCAGAAAUAAAGCAUAAGGUACUUCAACACAGCGCCUCUACCGGUGAUGUGGUAGAAUUUGUGACGUCACAGCAGAGUGAGGCACGUGGUGUGCACCGAAGUGUGACGGUUCAGGAUUUUAAGACUGCUCGAGCAACCCCACUGACAAAUCAGGCGGCAAAACAACAGCUGCUCCAAGAUAUGUUGUCACAAAAAGAAGAACUAGAGAAGCGGCACAAGCUAUUGCGCUCCGAUAACAACACUAAUCCAACUCAGAAUCGUAGAGCGCCAUUAAAAGAUGAGAAGCAUUACUUAAGAGCGCCAUCUGAUCCAUCGAGGCAACUGGCCUCAGAAAAAUUAAAAGUGCUUCGAGAUAUAACGUAUCUUAAACAGCGGAGGGUAUCAACGCUGCUUCAGGUAGGAGAUCUUGAAAAGGAACUCCAACCCGCGCAGCCCAAGCCCAAAUUCCCGCUGCGAAUCCGGCCCAAGUCCAAGGCUCCCCCUCCACCUGUCUUCAACCCCUCGGACCAGAAGCACUUACAGAGUCAGAUUCAGGGGCUCCGCAACAAGCUGCAGUCCAUAGAAAAGGGAAUCACUGUACAGAACGAGCGCAGAGAAAAGCUGGAACGCGCCAUGCUCACGGGGAGAGCAAGCGACGGCUUUGCCAAGCAUGACGUUGACUUCGCUGCUGACGUUUUCAUCCCACCGCCGCCACCGAGUUUUGCCGAUGACGCUGAUGAUGACGUCAGCCGGAACUCAGUCCCAAUUUUAACAACAGAGGAGCCCGAUAUUCCCAACGGCACGGUAUCGAAAAAACUAAUUACUGUACAGGAAACAGUAUCAUGUGAAGACAAUUCAACUAACGAGGAAUUGGUCAGCAGCGAUAGAGACGAGAGAGAAGGGGCAUUGCCGGUCACAGAGAGAUUGAGCAUGGAUUCCGGGCACGGCGGGUCAGAGAACGAAUCUCCAAGCACGUCCCAUCGGGAAUUUGUCACCAGAGGGCAGCACGGGGAAGCUAUAGCCGACGAGCAGCAGGGCACGGAAAGCAUUAACCCGGACCUGAUGCAGGAAAUAGAGGCAUUUGAACAACUAACAAAGGAAGUGUUAGACAAAAAAGAACUGAUGCGCGUGUCCAAGGAAGUGACUUUUUUGAUACAGGAAGUGACGAAAGAAAAGAGCGGAUCUAACAAUUUGGACGAUGAUGACACGCCACUAUGAAAUUCGUAAAAUCUUUCAUAAUAAAUACUACGAAAGUGAAGCAUAGUUAUAUAAUCAGACCUACAUUGUAAUGUAAGAAUCAUA
Molecule: messenger RNA, 1429 nt
Organism: Lingula anatina
Lineage: Eukaryota; Metazoa; Brachiopoda; Lingulata; Lingulida; Lingulidae
Source: RefSeq, a predicted model, not a curated record